This is a messenger RNA of Chara braunii, 6694 nucleotides long. The record is from the annotation of a GenBank genome assembly. Lineage: Eukaryota; Viridiplantae; Streptophyta; Charophyceae; Charales; Characeae.
GGUAGGAGGGUGUGAUCGUAAGAGACAGCAUUGGCCCUGGGCGGCGACGGACAGAGGGUACACCGAGCAAGAAGGAGGUGCGAGAGGGAGCGAUGGCGAUGGCGAUGGCAGAUAACGGGCGGGGAUGGGAGGAGAGGAAGGUCUUGUCAGCUGAGGCAGAGAUCGAGGGAGUACGUGCCACGGCGUCCAUGAGUGGCGAUGGCAUGAUCAGGUGGACCUUGACAGGAGGAGGAGGAGGAGGAGGAGGAGAAGGAGGAGGAGAGAAAGGAGGGAAGAAGAAGAGUAUAAUGGGAGGCAGGUCUUCGUUGAAUGCCCGCGAAGAUUGCUUGGGGUUCUCCAUAGGAUCGUCCACCAUCUUGCUGCACUCCUUUCUGCUUGAGGAUGGCGGGUGUUUCGGAGGCGGGCUGAAGAGGAGAAGAAAGGACAUAAAGAUGGACUUCGAUAGCAUCGACUCUCACUCCCAGUGGGUCAAUGCCCUCACCGACAUUGUCCGCAAGGGUCAGUCGGCAGCCCGGGAGGUGGGCCGUUCGGCAGAUGCUGAGGAUCCGCAGGAUCUUGCAUUGGGUGAUGGAGCUGGUGCAUCGGGGGAGCCCGGUACGUCGUCGGCAGGGGGAGACGGUGGGCUUGACACAGGUUCAACGGGGGGACAAGGCAGUGGUGUCGGUUAUGAUUUGACAUCUGUUCAAUGGCGGGAGAGGGCAACUUUUGUUGCCUGUACAGCCGCUCCGGAUUCCAGGGGGCCUGACCUCCCGUCGGAGAUUGCUGAACACCUGCGGGGUCCCGUUCUGGCUGCUGCUCGCCCUCCACGACCUCCAUCGGGUGUGCAGCAGUCAUCCAUGACGAGUUACGUGGUGGAUGAGGUGCAGAAGGAGUUCGACCAGGGGGUUGCUUCGUUCUUCUUUGAGAACGCCAUCGCCUUCAAUGUCACGCGCUCAGACUCGUACAAAAACUUGGAAAGGAUCAUGAACCUGGCAGCGAGGUCGAGGAAGAUGUUGCGAAUGCUAGGGUACAACUACUUGAGGACGAAGGCUCUGCCCGCGGAGUACAAAGUGGUGGACAAUGAUUUGGACAAGAUCCGAGAGCCGUGGGAUGUCACAGGCCUCACCUUGAUGACGGAUGGCAUAACAACGACCAGCAAGAGGCCGGUCAUGAACUUCAUUGCAGCCGGCGAUUCGGGGGCGGUCAUGGUGAGGAGUGUGGACAUGGAGGGGAAGGAUAAGUCGGCUCUGACUUUGGCGAGGAUGUGGGUGGAGGUCAUAAGGGAGUUGGGGGUGCAUAGGGGCAAGGAGAUCACAACCUUCAUCAAGAGACAUCAGCGGGCGUUGGCGAUGUUUCGGAAAAGUGGGAGGGAGUACAGGACACGGAUGAACAUCAAAGAAGGGAAGCCGUUGGAGAUGAUCCAGCCGGGGGAAACUAGAUUUGGCACGAACUUCCUCAUGCUGCAGCGUCUUCGGGAGUGUGAGGGCGUGUUGCUGUUGACCGUUUCCAACCCGUGGUGGGAUGACUCUCCAUGGGACAGGACAGCAGCGACACGGGCGCGGUCGUGCAAGGAGCUCAUACGAGACCCUGGUUGGUGGUUGGCUGUGGACAGGGCAUGCACCUUGCUUGAGCCCGUUUACGCCUUGAUGAAGAACAUGGACAAAGAUGGGAGGAUGAGUAUGCAGGUGUGGUCGUUGGGCAUCACGUUGGAGAAGAGAAUGGCUGUGCUACCCAUGGAUCACGAGACAAGGCAGUUCGUGAUGGCGAAGUUCAAAGACCGUGUGCGGAUGAUGGCUCUACCUGUGCAUUCAGCGGCUCGGAUGUUGCACCCGCUCCACCGAUCACCUCGACUCUUCGACGACAUGGAUUCCGAGGAGAUUGCGAACACUUUGACACACUUUGCUUCGGUUCACCCGAAGAAUUCAAAGGAGUACAAAGAGUGUUGGAACUCCGUUAAGAGUUUCCAUCACAUGGAUCCGGAGUGGAUUGGGAAGAACUCUGAGGAGGCUUUGACGGGCGGUCACGUGUCUAUGGCGCAGUGGUGGUUGACUUACGGGAAGAGGCACCCAACCUUGAUGAAGAUCGCUGUCAAAGUGCUUAGCAUGUGGACCACAACCUCUCCCUGUGAGAGGAAUUGGUCCACGUUCGAUCUCGUUGACUCGAAGAGGAGGAAUCUGUUGAGCCCGGAGAACCUGGAGAUGCUCGUCUUCAUCCACUGGAACAAGAAGUUGCUGCGCAUGUUGAAGGCCAAGAUGGGAUUCGUGAACACCGAGCAGCUAGAGUGGGAGACACCCGAAAACGACUCUCCUUUCGACGGUUUCAUGCGAGACGGGGAGUACGACCCGCAGAGAUCGAAGAGCACCAGAUUCGACGUGCGGGAGAUUCAGGAGGAGAGGGUGGAUGACGGGGCGUGGCUCCUUGAUGUUUCCUACCGCCCUCGCCGUCUCGCGGUUGACGACCGCGGGAAGACCGCUGCUGCUGUUGAUGAGGAGGAGGACGACGGAGACGACAGCGAUGGUGAUGAUGAGUUACUCGAAGUGCGGCUCACAGACAAGCGGCUUAGCAGGCGGUCGGGCGACGAGUCAUGUUCCGCGACAAAUGUCGACAUCACGCCGCUGGCUGGCCCUGCAUCCGGCGGGCCUUCGGCGGCUGCUUCGGUGUCAUUGAUGGGCGACSCUGGUGCCCGUACACGACUGCGCAGCUGCGCGGCCGGUGGUGUGGCUUCAGUUCAAGGCACCAGCAUAGUCUUGGGCGCGCAACACACUCCUCAACGGCGAGCUGCGGUCGAGGAACUACGCACAGGCUGCGGGGCGACAUGCGGAGGAUCGACGGAUGUUGACGAAGACAGUGCUGCUGCGGGGGAUGUUGGAGACUUUGGUGUGUCUGUGGACGUUCUGGUUCCCGGUGCUGCUGAACACGAGGAUGGAGACACAGGUGUGGACAAGGACGACCCGGUCUCUGGAGCAGCGGAGGACACCCAUUGCACCGACGGCGAUGUGUUCUCCACUCCGGACCCAGGGUUGCCGCUGGCUGACAGAUUCGCCUCCUUGUUGCAACGCGUGGCCCCCAUUGUUGCGAGAGGCUCCAAGACAGACUUCCAGAAACACCUGGCUGCGAUGUCCCCCAUGAGGAGUGAUUCCGAGGGACAGACUCCUGAUUGGGCCAGAUUCACUGGACCGAUCCCUCCCACUCUGCAGUUGAGCGAGGACACUGCCACACAGGCCGGGGACGGAUCGCAGGGCAUGGUGUACAAGAGGAGGACCCGAGCUGCUGGACUUGACCACCCACAAGAUGCAGCUGCACAACGUGAGCCAGACUCGCCGCCCGAAAUCAACGCGAGCUUGGUGCGCCAAGUGAAGAGUUUGGCGGGCAGGAAGAAAGGAGGGAAGAACAAGCCGAAGGAGACAGCGGAGCCGUCGAGACAACGUGGACGAGGCAAGGGACGCAGGACAGUCACACCGCCGGCGACCUUGCAAGAGAAGCGUGCUGUUGUUCGGCAGGCAAAGAAGAGGAAGGCACAAAAAGUUCUAAAGAAAGCGACCACAAAGAGGAGGAAGUGUGUGCAAGAGGACGAUGAAUCCGCAAGCAGCAGCACUUCGUCUUCCGCAGAGGAAGUGGAAGCGCGACCGAGGUCAUCGACCGACGUGUCGUCAUCGAGUGACGCGUCGUCCUCCUCUGACACGUCGUCGAGUGACGCGGAGGAGACAGGCACGAGGAGGCCAAAGCGACUUGUGGUUUUCCUCAAUCCUAGAUCUGGCGCUGGGAGUGGAAAGCAAGUUUUCAGAAACACAGUUCAGCCCUUAUUUAAUGCUGCUGACAUUGACGUUGAUUUGAUUGAGACGGAACAUUUUAAACAUGCGGAGGAAGUGGCCACCGGAUUGAAUCUUGAUGGCGUGGAUGGAAUCGUCUGUGCAAGUGGCGAUGGAAUUGUGUACGAGGUUUUGAACGGUCUCCUGAAUAGGCCAGACUGGAAAGAAGCCAUCAAGACCCCGAUUGGAGUGAUACCUUGUGGAUCAGGAAAUGGAAUUGCGAAAUCACUUUUGUCCUUGGGGGGUGAACCCUGUGAUCCUGGAAGCGCGACUUUCUCCAUCAUACAAGGAAGAACACGGAGCUUGGAUGUCGCAACAGUGAAGCAAGGACAGAUGGAAAGACAAUUUUGUCUGAAUAUGUGCUGGGGGUUACCAAGCGAUGUGGAUAUUGAAUCGGAGCAAUACCAGUGGCUUGGCGGUUUGAGGCUGAUCUUGCAGUCUAUCAUACGAAUCAUCAACCUUCGCAUGUACAAUGGGGUCAUAAAAUACUUGCCAUAUGGAAGGAGAGAUGUGGGGGGGAAUGACGCAGACCAGCCGGAGCACCGCGUUGGUCUGCUUGGGCCCGAAGGAGCGGCGGACGAAGAGACUGAUAGAAGGCUUCAGGGGGAUUGGCAGGAAAUAAGGGGGGAGUUUGUCCUCGUGUGGUUGCAGAACACUAAGUAUGCGGCCACUGACAUGAUGCCUGCUCCUGAGGCACAGCUAUCAGAUGGAUGCUUGGACCUCUUUCUUAUCAGAAAGUGUGGGAGACUGAAGCUGUUGUAUUUGCUGCUAUUGAUUGAAUCUGGAGCUCAUGUGAAAUUCAAAGAGGUCACGUAUCUGAAGAUCCGGGCAUUGAAGCUGGAGGCUGGGGGAAGAUCCACUGGGAAGGAUAGCGGAAUGGGUGGGUACAUUGCGGCAGAUGGAGAGAUUUUGGCAAGGGGAGACGGGACGAGAAAAGACGGGAGGAAGGACCCUCUGGAGUACUCCCACAGCGUGGACGUGUCAAUUCGACAGGGCCUAGCGACAGUCUUCUGCUCAGGUGAAUGAACUCGGAAGUGGGGAGGUAGGUGGUAAUGUUUCAGCAGUUGCCUGAUUGCUGAUUGCUGAAGGUGGGCAGGCUGAUAGGCUGUGAUGGCUGGGUUUCUCGGGGCCGCUGGUGGCGUCACGUUUGGGGUGAGUUGUUUUGUUGUCUUCCGGAUUAUUUAGGAUGUACUCGUGUUUUUUUUUGCGCAAUUUCGAGGGAAUCUGGAUGUAGUUCAUGUGAGUUAACAUCCCGGAAAGUCGAAGUUUUUUAAGUGUAGGGUUGAGUCAAAUUCAGUAUCAAAGGCAGAGAUGUGGUCCGAUGCACGUUUGUAUGUUCAUCUCAAGGAUGGUCUCCGUUACCUGUUCGCUAGACGAGUAGGCGAAAGACGCAACCUGUCUCAAGAAGGAUCUGAUCUCCUGAGUUGACGGCUACGUUGCGUUAUUGGCUCCAUUACUGGGCGCCUUCUGUAUGCAGUUUUCCUCACGUGUGGUUUCGACGUGUCCGCGUAAUGUCGUGUUUCAUGGGAUGUUCAUCUCAUGUCCAUGGCAUGUCCAUCGCGUAUGUGGUGAACCAGUGGAUCGAGCGAGCGAGCACUGUAGAAGAGGCAUUCCGAAUUAGGAAAGUUUAUUCCCACCUUUUGUGGGACGUAGUAUCUAACCCUUAGUCUUAUCCAUCUUUUUUUUUUUUGCCCGAGCGGCUGCUAGGGGUGCUGUCCUCGAUUUCGAACCCGACAUCCUCCACGUCUUUUCCCUUUUUUUUUUACCAAACCAUCCACAUUGGUCUCCGCUUCUUUUCCUUGUCUUUCUCCCUCAUGUCUUCCUAAUUUUGACUGCUUUUUCUCUUCUACUGCCGUUUCUUCUUCUCUCCCCUCCCCUGCGAUGACACUUUUUCUGCUUCCCCUUCGAAUCUUCUUUUCCCUUUUACUGCUUGCUUUUCUCCUCUCCUCUCAUUAUCAUGACCACUCUUUUUGGUAUUAGCUAUACUGUCACACUUAUUGUUUACCCCUUUACCGUUAUGCCUGCUUUACGCUUACCCCUCCCUACUCUUACCUCGUACCCUUAGCCUCACUAUUUACCCUUCGUGCUUACAUUUACACUUUCGGUUACCCUUACUCUAACCUUUUAUCCAUACCCUCUACCCAUGCCCUUCAGUAGGGCCUGCUGCUUACCCUUGCCCUUGCUUUAAAAGUACGUUUCCCUUGCUACCCCUCACUCUUACCGUUUACGCCUAUCCCCUUACUGUUUAGUAGUGUUUACCCUUCACCCCUAUGCUUCGCUUUACAGUUAUUCUUACCCUUACUCUUAUCUUUUACCCUUACCCUCUACCCUUGCCCUUCUGUAGUGCCUGGACCUUACCCUUGCCCUUGCUUUACAAGUCCUACCCCUUACUUUUCCUCUUUCCCCUUAUCCUUUACCCUUACCCUUAUCCUUUACACUUACCCUGGGUUACCCUUCUUCUUUUUCCUUUUUUUUUGGUGCUUUCAAGCUGCGCCCAUGGUGUGGCAACGUUAGCAGCCAUUGGAAUAAUUUUAGGGGCACCGGCUUAUUCCCUUUGGCUCUAUAAUCGUGUUGUGCAUGGAAACUUCACGCCGUAUGUCGUUCAUAACAGUUCCCUUGAGAGACUGCCUGUAUCACAGCCCACACACGAUCAGCCUGUAGUGUUUCAGCAAUGAUGAUGGGUUAGUCCUGCCCUUGCACUUGCGCUGGUGUGUUUUACGCCCGAAAGGUGGCAACGGCAGUCUCUGCAUUUCAAUCCGAAGCAGUCGGCGCUUCUUCUGCGCCAAACGUAGAGGAUAUGGGUAAGCUCUCCCGGGCCAAUAAGAAGCGGAGAUUGACAACUCCCGCAUCUCUGACGUGGGUAUUGGGAAGAUGGUAUGCACCAAUAGAAGGCGGUGGCUCACAGC